UUAUGACUCAUAAAGCCUUUUUAUCAGCUUAUUAUUAAUGGAUUUUUAUGCCUUUCCCUUUACAGCCGAGAAACGCAUUAUUCCCUCUUCAUUUUCUUCUCGUUUCAUCUGAAUGAAAAAAUCCCAAUCUCAAUCUCUCAGUCCACAUGGCUACGACCGACUUCAAUGACUGGGAGCUCCUCCACUCCACCUCCGACUCCGACUCCGCCCCCGGCGAGCCUUUUAGCGAGAUUGACGCCGGAGGAUUGAUUCAGCUCGAUUAUUUCUCCCUAGAUGCUCGGAAUCUUGUCGGGGAGGACAUGGGUGAUGCUAAAUCCGCUGCUGGGUCCGAUAACCCCAGUUGGAUCGAUCCCGGGCCGGAGGAGAACCCGAACAUGUACCUCCACAAGGAUUCCGGCGAGUUUUGGUCAGAUUCCGGCAGCGACAGGUCCGAUGAUCGGGCAUUUGUCCAAAAGGAGGCGAUAAAGGAAAUGGGUUUUUCUCAGGAUGAGAAGAAGGGUGUUAGAGUUGGAGGGAUUGGGGAAAUAUUCGAGGGAGAUGGAGAAAGAGCGGAGGAUUUGGGGAAAGUUUGUUUGGAGUCGAGUGGGGUCGAAAUUAGCUCCCUGGAACACGGAGCCGUUGCAGAUGAGGUGGAUUCGCACAUCGAGCUGGAGGUUUCUGGCGAAGAAAACAGUAGCAUGAGGAAAGUUGAGAGUGGGGAUGAGGUUAUGGAGGAUGACAAGAGCAAGAAAAAUGGCGAGCUCAAGAAGAGGAUCAUUGUGUGGUGGAAGAUGCCGGUAGAGUUCCUUAAGUAUUGUUUGUUUCGGAUGAGCCCUGUGUGGGCCGUAUCUGCUGCUGCUGUUGCUGUGAUGGGCUUUGCGAUUUUGGGUCGGCGGCUGUACAAGAUGAAGAAGAGGACCAAGGGACUGGAGAUCAAGGUUACAGUUGAUGAUAAGAAGGUAUCACAAGUUAUGAGCAGUGCUGCCCGUUUGAACGAAGCUUUCUCGAUUGUGAAAAGGGUCCCAGUGAUUCGGCCCUCACUGCCUGCUGUUGGCUCGACUAACACCUGGCCUGUAAUGAGUCUUAGAUAAGUCGGGCAAACAUGUUUGCGCGUAAGACAGUAUACACGGUGUCGAAUUUGAGCAAAUGCAUAGGCUCGAGUAUUACUGUAUAUUCCAUGUGUGUGUGUAUGUUCAAUUUCACCUCUCAGAACUGGGAAUUGUUCGUCACGGUGGUAUGUAGUAUGUAGUAUGUACCGAGAACUCCAUAUGUUGCUUUCAGUCCAUUUAUACUUGUCUUGUAAUACCUCCUUAGCCCCCUUCUUAGCAGGUGUGAUUUGGUUUUGGUUGGGUUGAAUGUAUAGAAUAUGGGAUCUAAGAAUGUAACAAUUGAAUAUUUUUGUAUUUUGUAUUGUCCUUUAUAAUCAUAUUCCACCUCAAUUGGCCAAAGCCACUUGAAAUGCUAGCCUCUACAGACAUACCAUGCUUACGCC
Messenger RNA from Striga asiatica, 1471 nucleotides. The record is from the annotation of a GenBank genome assembly. Lineage: Eukaryota; Viridiplantae; Streptophyta; Magnoliopsida; Lamiales; Orobanchaceae.